Oldenlandia corymbosa var. corymbosa is the source of this 5028-nucleotide messenger RNA. Lineage: Eukaryota; Viridiplantae; Streptophyta; Magnoliopsida; Gentianales; Rubiaceae. The record is from the annotation of a GenBank genome assembly.
AUGAUUUGCCUUAUUCUACCAGCUCACGAGCUUUAUGUCAAAGAUCUUGCUCAGUCUGAAUAUUCCAGUGACAACCACAUUAUGGCAGAGGAUCAUAUCAAGACAGUUAACAUUGGUGUUGUUAUUGACAUGGGAUCUUGGAUUGGUAAGAGCAUCCUUUGCUGUAUUAAAAUGGCAAUUUCUGACUUUUAUGCUUCGAAACAGCACAACAAAACACAGCUUGUUCUUCAUUCCAGGGACUCCAGGGGAGAUCCAAGGCAUGCUAUUUCUUCAGCUGCUGAACUUCUGGAAAGUGUCAAGUUGCAAGCAUUGAUCAUGGGGCCCGAAACAGUCCUGGGAACAAAAUCUUUGGGCGCUUUGGGAAACAAAGCCAACAUUCCAAUAUUUUCUUUUUCAUCAAUCCCCUCAUCCCCUCAUCCUUUCCUGAUUCAAGUAAGCCAAGACGAAACCUUACAAUUUAAGGCCAUUGCAAGCAUCUUAAGUUGGCAUGAAUGGAGAACUGUGUCUGUCAUUUACGAAGAUACUGAUGAUGCAAAGUAUUCCGUACCACAUCUUGUUGGAUCCUUUCAAGAGAGAAGCAUCCGUGUCUCUCACCGAACAGCCAUUUCUCCUUUCUCAACCGAUGAUCAAAUCCUGGAUGAGCUUCAUAAGCUUGCUAAUCUGCAACAAAUAAUUUUCGUUGUCCACCUGUCACCAUCGAAUACAUAUCGUUUGUUUUCUAUGGCAAAGGGACUUGGAAUGAUGAGAGAAGGGUAUGUAUGGAUUGUAAGUGACAAGACUAUGAACCAACUUUCAUCUGCAGAUUGGGGAGCGGUUCAGUCAAUGCAGGGAGUGGUGGGAGUGAAGGCUUAUAUUCCAUCCACAAGUAAGUUGCAAGACUUCAGUUUGAGAUGGAAAAAGGAAUGCUACAGAAAUAACCCUAAAGUCGAAUAUGGGGAAGUAGAUGUGCUAGGUAUUUGGGCAUAUGAUGCAGUUUGGGCACUUGCUGAGAAUAUUGAAGUACUGGGGCACACUACUACUGGUAAAGAACUUCUAGAUGUAUUUGCAAGAACAAAAUUUUCUGUGUUGAGCGACCAACACAUUGUGGAUGGGAGACUACAUUCGGAAGCAUUUGAACUAGUAAAUGUAAUAGGCAAGGGGGAAAGGAGUGUUGGGUUUUGGACUUUAAACCAUGGCUUAGUUAAGAGGAGGAGUCUAUCUUCAGAAAGGUUUGGCCUUGAAGAAGCCAUUGUAUGGCCAGGGAUCACAACCGUUGCUCCAAGAGGCCGUCUAAUGUUAGCGAAUGGCAGAAAGCUAAGGAUUGCAGUUCUAAACAGUUCGGGAUUCAAAGAACUCUUAUAUGUGCAGCAAAACAACAACACUAAUACAGCUAGCAUCACUGGCUUCUGCGUGGAUGUCUUUCAUGCCGUAAUUGAUACAUUGGAUUAUCAAGUAGCUUUUGAGUUUAUUCCGUACGUUGACCAGCAUGGGAACAAUCUUGGUAGCUAUAGUAAUCUUGUAUACGAAUUAUAUCUCGAGAAAUAUGAUGGCAUCAUUGGAGACAUUACAAUCACAGGAAGUAGAAGUGUGUAUGUGGACUUCACAGUUACUUACACAGAUUUAGGCACCGGAACCAUAAUAAAACGAGAAAGCAGUGACAGUGACUUUUGGCUUUUCUUGAGGCCCCUGCAUCCUGAUCUAUGGUUUGGCAUUGCUGCCUUCCCAGUCCUAACCGGAUUGGUGGUUUGGAUUAUUGAACAUUCUUCUAAUAAAGAGUUCCAGGGUUCAGUAGCUUAUCAAAUUGGAACAAUCUUAUGGUUUGGCUUUUCAACCCUUUUCUAUGCUCAGAGGGAAAGGUUGUCAAGUAACUUGUCAAGGUUGGUUGUGAUCGUUUGGCUCUUUGCAGUGCUUAUACUGACUUCGACUUACACUGCUACCUUGAGUUCUAUGUUGACGGUGCAAAAGAUUCAGCUUGGAUUGGAAGGGGAGUACAUAGGAACUCAUGCAGAUUCUUUUGUAGGACGAACUAUUGCCAACAACCUUAAUUUUAAAGAUGACCGGCUUCAGUUAUACGGCUCGCCUGAGGAAUAUGCAGAUGCUUUAUCCAGAGGAAUUAAGAAAGGUGGCAUUGGCGCCAUCAUUGAUGAAAUUCCUUACCUCAAAGUCUUUCUGGCAAAGUAUGGGAAUAAAUAUGCCAUGGUUGCAACCCAAUCUACAACCAGUGGAUUUGGAUUUGCAUUUCAGAAGAAGCAUUCCAGAAAAAAAUAUGCACAGCUGGUUUCUGAUUUGUCACAAGCAAUUAUAAAGCUAAGAGAGGAAGGACAACUAGCAAAAAUGGAGAAUACAUGGAUAAAGAGUGCAUCAUCUUUCAUGACUGAGGCGGGAAAUGCUGCUACAAGACCUAGUACUUUGAAUUAUCAAAGUUUUCGUGGCUUAUUUAUCAUUACUUCAGCGUGUUCUGGUUUCGUAAUAUUCAUGCGCCUUGUCUUCAUCAUCCUAAAGAGAUUAGGUUACUUGGAAGGAAUGGGGAGUCGGGCCCGAAUUCCGUUCCUGAAACUACGGGUAUUGUUUUUCAUUAUCAGCCUUCUUCCACCAGCCCACGAGCUAAGUUUGGUCGAUGGCGAUUUUGCUCCGUCUGAUCAUUCCGAUAAUAACAGCAGCAUGAUGACACCGCUGCAAAACGAGAAUGUUAACGUUGGAGUUGUUAUUGACAUGGGAUCUUGGAUUGGUAAGAGCAUCCACAGCUGUAUUGAAUUAGCCAUCUCUGAUUUCUGUGCUUCGAAACUUCACUGCAACAAAACUCGGUUAGUUCUUCACACAAGGGACUCCAGGGGAGAUCCCAAACAUGCUAUUUCUUCAGGUCAGUUUUCUGUUGCGCAAUUUUCUAUUGCUCUUCUGGAAAACAUCAAGGUGCAGGCAUUGAUCGUUGGGCCAGAAACAGUCCUGGAAACCAAAUAUUUGGGGGCACUAGGAAACAAGGCCAAAGUUCCCAUCUUUUCUUUUUCUUCAACACCCCUGUCAUCCCCUGCUGAUGAAUAUCCUUUCUUCAUCCAAAUAAACCAAGAUGAAAAGUUACAGUUUAAGGCCAUUGCAAGCAUAUUAAUUUCGCACCAAUGGAAAACUGUCUCAGUGAUCUACGAUGAUACUGAGGAUGGAAGAUACUCCAUUCCAUCCCUGGUUGGAUCCUUCCAAGAGAGGGGAAUUCGUGUUAGUCACAGAACAGCCGUUUCUCCUUUCUCAAAUGAUGAUCAAAUCCUGGAUAAGCUUCAUAAGCUCUCAAUUCUGCAACAAACAAUUUUCGUCGUGCACUUGUCAGCUUCCAGUACAUAUCGUCUGUUUCCAAUGGCGAAAAGACUUGGAAUGAUGAAAGAAGGGUAUGCCUGGAUUGUAACUGACAGGACUAUGAACCAACUUCAGUAUGGAAAUGGAGAAGUGAUCCCGUCAAUGCAGGGAGUGGUGGGAUUGAAGGCAUAUAUUCCGUCCUCAAGUAAGCUGCUAGACUUCAGCCUGAAAUGGAAAAAGGAAUUCUACAGUAAGAACCCUUCUGUUGAGUUCGGGGAACUAAAUGUCCUAGGCGUUUGGGCAUACGACACGAUUUGGGCACUGGCUGAGAAAUUCGACAGGCAUGAAUAUAGUAGUGGUAAAAGGCUUCUAGAUGAUUUUGCACGAACAAGAUUUUCCAGGUUGAGUGGCGAAUUUGAAAUCAUGGAUGGAAGACUACAUUCUGAAUCAUAUGAAGUUGUGAAUGUAAUAGGGAAAGGAGAAAGGAGUGUUGGGUUUUGGAGUUUAAAGCAUGACAUGGUUGAUAGGAGCGGUCUAUCGAGUUCUAGUACUUCACCAAUAGUUGGUCUUGAUGGACCCAUUGUGUGGCCUGGAAUCACAACAGCUGCUCCAAGAGGCCUGCUCAUGCUAGCAAAUGGUAGAAAACUAAGAAUAGCAGUUAUUAUCAAUGAGGGAUUUGAACAAUUUGUAAGCCUGAAGCAGAAUAGUGUUACGAACAGAAGUGGCUACACGGGCUUAUGCAUAGAUGUGUUUCUCGCUGUAAUGGAUUCACUACCUUAUCAGGUAGCUUUCGAGUUCAUUCCAUGGAAGGAUAUACAAGUCAACAACGGCAGUUAUAAUGAUCUUGUGUACCAAUUAUAUCUUGAGAGGAUUGAUGGUCUCUUAGGGGACGUCACAAUAACAGGUAAUAGAAGCCUGUACGCGGAUUUCACAGUUACAUACACCGAUAUAGGCAUUGGAACCAUAAUAAAACGAGGAAACAAUGAUGAUAUUUGGUUUUUCUCGAAGCCCCUUCAGCCUGAUUUAUGGGUGGUCAUCGUUGCGUUCUUAGUCCUAACUGGAUCGGUGGUUUGGCUCAUUGAACAUUCUUCUAAUCCAGAAUUUCAGGGUCCUGUGAUUCAUCAAAUUGGAACCAUAAUAUGGUUUGGCUUUUCAACCCUUUUUUAUGCUCAUAGGGAACGUUUGACAAGUAACUUGUCAAGCGACAUUGAGCUCUACGUUGACGUUGCAAAAGAUUCAACUCGGAUCGGCAGGAAAUAUGCAGAUGCAUUAUCCAAGGGGAGUAAGAGAGGUGGUGUUGACGCCAUCGCUGAUGAGAUCCCCUACCUCAAAAUCUUUUUGGCAAAAUAUGGGGAUGAAUAUGCCAUGGUUGCAACCCAAUCUAUCACAAAUGGAUUUGGAUUUGCAUUUAGUAAGAAGCAUUCUCAGCUGGUUUCUGACAUGUCACAAGCAAUCAUAAAACUGAGGGAAGAAGGAAAACUUGCAGAAAUGGAGGACAGAUGGAUAAAUCAGAGAUCUUCCCUCGUGCCUAAUGCCGAAAAUGCUGCUACACAACCAACUAUAUUGAACCUACGUAAUUUUGGUGGAUUGUUCCUGAUAUGCAGUUCGUGUUGUGCUUUAGUCCUCCUCAUACGCCUCGGUUCCGUCCUCCUAAACAAGUUGGAAUACUUGAGAAAUAUGAUUAGGGUUCUUCGAGAUGGAGGAGCUAUAUUGACAUACAUGCUCAACAAGAUUGCCCCUACACACAGGCCGAUCCAAACACAUUGA